Messenger RNA from Amoebophrya sp. A120, 734 nucleotides. NCBI's taxonomy places the organism in Eukaryota, Dinophyceae, Syndiniales, Amoebophryaceae. The record is from the annotation of a GenBank genome assembly.
GAAAGUACAUAAAUAGCCAGAAGCCAUGUGUGGUUGGGAACUACCGCCCCGGAGGUGCGGAACGACACUCAGUCGCAACUCGGGUGACGAACGUUUUCAAGGAGUUUCGGGACAUUCAAGCAGAAUCAUGUGCCCAGCAAUAAUUGCAGGAGAUUUUUGGACGUUUCGAGGCCAGCGGGACGCAGAGAAAAGGCAGACAGCCGCCACGACUGCAACUAUUUUUUACAGACGAUGAUGACAGGAUUUCUUUCAGGGAAUGCGAAUUUCGUUCCGCUUCCGACCAUUGAAGAAAUAAAGCUAUAGAUACUUACAACGAAACAAGUACAAAAACGAAGUAUACAAUCCACGAUAUAAUUUUACAAAGUUGAGAAGCUGACUGUAUGAUCGUAAUCCACUUGCUAAAGACUGGGCCAUACCAUUUGUUCCAUUUGGAUCUUUUUCACGUCUAAGUAUUUCAAAUGCGGUGCGCCGCCACGGUAUCGCCGUAAGUAUUAUUUCAUACAUUCAUUAUGGGCCAGUUGUGACAGAAGUAGUAUUGAAAGUAGAUUGAUGGGCAUAGCGUCACGACUUCUCCAGCCCUCACAACAUACUUACAAAAAAAUACACUCUAUUUGUUGGCGCCACUAUCCCAUGACCGAACUGAUAUUGAAGCUCUUGAACAUCUUUCAUUCAAUCUUUUUCUAAUAUACCUUUUCCGAGGUGGACUACAGCAUAUUUUUUCUCACUACUACUUU